Messenger RNA from Staurois parvus, 389 nucleotides. NCBI's taxonomy places the organism in Eukaryota, Metazoa, Chordata, Amphibia, Anura, Ranidae. The record is from the annotation of a GenBank genome assembly.
AUGCCACAUAUCAGUGGCCAUCUGAGCUGCCUUUCAGUGUCACCCAUCAGUGCCAGUCAGUGCCACCUAUCAAUGCCAAUCAGUGCCACCUAUCUGUGUGCAUCAGUGCCGCCUAUCAGUGCCUGUCAGUGCCUCCUAUCAGUGCCCGUCAGUGCCACCUAACAGUGCCAGUCAGUGCCGCCUAUCAGUGCCGCCUAUCAGUGCUGCCUUUCAGUGCCCAUCAGUGAUGCCUGUCAAUGCCCAUCAGUGCCUCCACAUCAGUGUCCAUCAGUGCAGCCUCAUUAGAGCACAUCAGUGAAGGAGAAAAAUCACUUAUUUACAACAUUUUACAACAAAACCUAAGAAAAAACAUUUUUUUUCAAAAUUUUCAGCAGUUUUUGGUUUGUUUA